AAUGGAUGAUGUAAGGAACUUUUUAGUCGAGCACCAAACUCUAAUUGCAAGCGCAGCAGUCGCAGGUGUGACACUCGUUGUUAUUCGACUGUGGGCAGCGGGUGGGAAAUGUUACAGUAAAGCUCGCCUGGAUGGAAAGACCGUAAUCAUUACAGGAUGUAACACGGGAAUAGGGAAAGAGACCGCUAUCGACCUAGCAGGCAGAGGAGCCAGAGUAAUUAUGGCUUGUCGUGACAAGAGUCGGGGUGAGAAGGCAUUGUCUGACGUCAUUGAGAGGACCGAAAGUAAACAGGUCGUCUUGAAGAUUCUUGAUCUGGCCUCGCUGGAGUCUAUCCGAAAAUUUGCCAACGACUUCAAUAAAUCGGAACCCAGACUAGAUAUUUUAUUGAACAAUGCAGGGAUUAUGAUGUGUCCAUACAUGAAAACUGCUGACGGGUUUGAGAUACAACUGGGGACAAAUCAUUUAGGACACUUUCUGCUAACCAAUUUACUGCUGGAUAAAAUCAAGAAAUCUGCACCUGCUAGGAUUAUCAAUGUGUCUUCUCUGGCUCAUACAUUCGCCGACAAAAUAAAUUUUGAUGACAUCAACAGUGAAAAGAGCUAUAGUCGAAUGCAGGCUUACGCUCAGAGCAAACUGGCCAACAUUCUGUUCUCCAGAGAACUCAGUAGAAGACUCAAAGGAACUGGCGUAACAGUCAACUCUCUACAUCCGGGUUCUAUAGUUACGGAGUUAGGAAGGUAUAUUCCUGGAUACAGUUUUCUGUGGCCACUUCUUACUCUCACUUGCAAAACACCAAGAGAAGGUGCACAGACAAAUAUUUAUUGCGCAGUUGACGAAAGUUUGAACAACGUAACUGGAAAAUAUUUUAGUGAUUGUGCUGUAAAGGGGGAAUCAAAAGCAGCCCAAGAUGACGAGGCAGCGAGGAGACUUUGGGAGGUGUCCGCUCAAAUGGUGGGUCUGGACAAAUAAGAUACUGAUAAAGGCAAAGUGCAUGCUGUUUGUAUUUUAUGCAAAAAAAAUGAGUAUAUGUGUUUUCUGUAUUAAUAUGUAUAUGUUUUCGGAAAGAUCUGAAUUUUCACAUUUUCCUACUGAACUUGUACAUCAUGAAAUCGAAUGCAUGAACAUGUACCAGUAUUAUAUAUAUUGAUAUAUAUUUCAAGUACUCACAUUGUGUGCCUUACUCUCAAUUUUAUGGGUAAAACACUGAUUACGUCUCUAUUGACGUUAAUUUUUAACAAGGCAUAUGAUUGUAUAUGUAUUUUGAAUAAAUACUUCUUACUCACCA
Messenger RNA from Saccostrea echinata, 1286 nucleotides. RefSeq names its product retinol dehydrogenase 12-like. The record is from RefSeq and is a predicted model, not a curated record. The transcript is spliced from 7 exons. NCBI's taxonomy places the organism in Eukaryota, Metazoa, Mollusca, Bivalvia, Ostreida, Ostreidae. Bases 2 to 970 code for a protein of 322 amino acids.